AUGUCUAUUGAAAUCGAGUCUGCCGAUGUGAUCCGGCUAAUUCAGCAAUAUUUGAAGGAAUCUAACCUUACUAAAACACUUCAGACUCUGCAGGAGGAGACUGGAGUGUCUCUGAACACGGUGGACAGUGUGGACGGAUUCUGCGCCGACAUCAACAAUGGCCAUUGGGACACGGUGCUGAAGGCCACGGCAUCGCUGAAGCUGCCCGACAAGAAGCUGAUGGAGCUGUACGAGCAGGUCGUGCUGGAGCUCAUCGAGCUGCGCGAGCUGGGCGCCGCGCGCUCCCUGCUGCGCCAGACGCAUCCCUGUCUGCUCAUGAAGCAGCAGGAGACCGACCGCUACAUCCACCUCGAGAACUUGCUGGCGCGCUCCUACUUCGACCCGCGCGAGGCCUACGGCAGCGGCGGCGGCAAGGAACGGCGCCGCGCCGCCAUCGCGGCCGCGCUGGCCGGCGAGGUGUCCGUCGUGCCCAGUUCGCGUCUGCUGGCGCUGCUCGGCCAGGCGCUCAAGUGGCAACAGCACCAGGGCCUACUGCCGCCAGGCACUACCAUCGAUCUGUUCCGCGGCAAGGCGGCCAUCCGAGACGAGGAGGACGACCAGUGCCCCACGCAGCUCUCCAAGAUCAUCAAGUUCGGCCAGAAGUCGCACGUAGAGUGCGCUAGGUUCUCACCCGACGGGCAGUACUUAGUGACCGGCUCGGUCGACGGUCUCGUGGAGGUGUGGAACUUCACCACCGGCAAGAUCCGCAAGGACCUGCGCUACCAGGCGCACGAGGAGUAUAUGAGCAUGGAGGAGGCCGUGCUCAGCCUCGCCUUCGGCCGCGACAGCGACACCCUCGCCGCCGGCUCCAACGACGGCAAGAUCAAGGUGUGGAAGGUGUCCAGCGGACAGGUGCUGCGCAAGUUGGAGCGCGCGCACGCCAAGGGAGUCACCUGUCUUCAGUUCACGCGGGACAACACGCAGAUACUGUCCGCCUCCUUCGACCGCACCAUCAGGAUCCACGGCCUCAAGUCCGGCAAGGUGCUGAAGGAGUUCCGCGGCCACGCGUCGUUCGUGAACGAGGCGGUAUUCACGCCGGACGGGCACGGCGUGCUGAGCGGCUCGUCGGACGGCAGCGUGAAGGUGUGGUCGGUGCGCACGGGCGAGUGCUCGGCCACGCUGAAGCCGCUGGGCAGCGGGGAGCCGCCCGUCAACUCGCUGCUGCUCACGCCCAAGAACCCCGACCACUUCGUGGUCUGCAACCGCACCAACACCGUGGUCAUCAUGAACAUGCAGGGCCAGAUCGUGCGCUCGUUCUCCAGCGGCCGGCGCGAGCAGGAGGGCGGCGCGCUGGUCAGCGCGGCGCUGAGCGCGCGCGGCCGCCUCGUGUACUGCGCCGGCGAGGACCUCGUGCUCUACGCCUUCUGCACCGCCACCGGCAAGCUGGAGCGGACCAUCAACAUCCACGACAAGGCCGUCAUCGGGUUGACGCAUCACCCUCACCAGAACCUGCUGGCCACAUACGGCGAGGACGGUCUGCUCAAGCUGUGGAAACCGUGA
Molecule: messenger RNA, 1539 nt
Organism: Spodoptera littoralis (African cotton leafworm)
Lineage: Eukaryota; Metazoa; Arthropoda; Insecta; Lepidoptera; Noctuidae
Source: the annotation of a GenBank genome assembly